AGAUGCUGCUGACGGAGUACCUGGACAUGAAGAACACGCGCACGGCCUCGGAGCCCUCGGCCCAGCUCAGCUACGCCAGCUCCGGCCGCGAAUUCGCCGCCUUCUUCGCCAAGAAGAAACCCCAGAGACCCAAAAACCCUCUCUUCAAGUUUGAAUCCUCAUCCCAUGCCAUCAGCAUGAGUGCCUACCUGCGGGAGCAGAGGAGGGAGCUGUACAGCAGGAGUGGGGAGCUGCAAGGUAUGGAAAGGGAUCCUGGGGCAGUUGGAUAAUUCCCUUCUGCUGGA
Molecule: messenger RNA, 284 nt
Organism: Cyanistes caeruleus (blue tit)
Lineage: Eukaryota; Metazoa; Chordata; Aves; Passeriformes; Paridae
Source: RefSeq, a predicted model, not a curated record